Myotis daubentonii (Daubenton's bat) is the source of this 1780-nucleotide messenger RNA. RefSeq names its product HDAC and MIER1 interacting protein 1 (gene HDIP1). The record is from RefSeq and is a predicted model, not a curated record. Lineage: Eukaryota; Metazoa; Chordata; Mammalia; Chiroptera; Vespertilionidae.
GCGCACCGGGCAGCGCCUCAGUCUGGACAGCGGGACCCGGCGGGCGGAGGCUGGGCCUGUGAGGUGCGAGGGGAGGAGCCCGAGCCGUCGCCGCCGCCGCCGCCGCCGCCGGAGGGGAGCAUGUCCGCGAGUCGAGCCAAGAAAGUGAAGAUGGCCACCAAAUCGUGCCCCGAGUGCGACCAACAGGUUCCUGUUGCAUGUAAAUCAUGUCCCUGUGGUUACAUAUUUAUUAGCAGAAAACUUUUAAAUGCAAAGCACCCAGAGAAAUCACCACCUUCAACAGAAAACAAACAUGAGGCCAAGAGGAGGCGCACAGAGAGAGCUAGGAGAGAGAAGAUGCACCCGACAGGACAUAAGGACUUAGAAAACAGAAAGAGGUCUCGGAGUAACAGCCAUUCAGAUCAUAGCAGGCGAGGAAGAGGAAGACCUAAAAGUGCAUCCGCCAAAAAGCACGAGGAAGAAAGAGGAAGCUACUGCAAGAUACAUGCCACCAAAAUGAAGACGUGAACACAGGGUCCAACUGGAGAGAGGGUUGAGAAUCUGCAGCAUGAUGUUGGAGAGCGAUCCUAAGAUGAUAAUGUGCCAUGAGGAGGCUCAGAAAGCGGCCAUUUCAGAUUGGAGCAGAGCAGAAGACCUGCAGAGAUUUAUUCAGGAAGAAAAAUUGAUAUAAGACCUAAUUAUGUGCAGACAUUCUGAAAAUUUUAUACAUCUCGGAGAGAGUUUGGUUCAAUUAGUAAUGAAAAUUAGGCAGAUGUAAAAAGAGAAUCUUUUCAGGGAAGAACAGUGUAUGUGAAAAGUGAAAUCAUUUACGUAGUCAGAAUAACGUAAACAUUGAAUAGUAAUCUCACCAAAAUUGUGAUAUAACUAUAAUGGGAAGAUGCGAGGGAAGUGUGUAGUGGGGGCAAGAGAUGGAAAACAAUACAAUUCUAAUUUUCCGCUGUGGAAAGUCAGUUAAUGCCUAAAACAAACAAAAAAAACCAAGCAGGAGCAUCAUGUACAAAUGUUCUGUACAGAGAGAGAGGUGAAAACAAGAAGGAACGAGUGAAAAAAAUGUGGGUGCAUCCGAGAGUGGGAAAUGCUCAUGGGAGGACUCUGGUUGUGGUAGCCAGUUCUGUAAAAGAUUUGACUCUAAGGCAUGUGAAUAUUUAACUUGGGUUAAAGAGCAAAACAGUAACAGCAUAAAAACCAGACAAAAGUAGAAUCAUGGUAGAGCUUGGAAAAUUUUGGAAGAAUGUACACAGAAAUGCUAAUUGUGAUUUUAGCUGACUUAUGAGAUAGGUGCUUUCUUUUUGUCUUUCUGUAUUUAAAAUGUUUUCUACCAGGAACUUGCAUUACAUUUCUAAUCAGGAAAGGAAAAAUAGAAAUAAAUGUUUGUUAUUCUUCUAUUUGGUAGCAAGGCUAAGCUGAAGUUAAUAAAUUCAUUAAGACACCAUUGGUUUUCAGGAAGGACUAUCUUUAGGGUGAGAAAAAUCAUUUUGGUACAGUCAUUUGGCCCAUACCAGUGAUGAGAAAGAAAUAUUUGAGAUUCUUACAGAAAUGAUGUAGAUAUUGAAGAUAUAUAGAAAUAUAUAUAGUCUCUCCAGUUAGUCUUUAGAAUGUAGUUCAUGACAUUUCAAUAACUCCUUUGAAAUUAAAAUUUUUUAAGUUCAGUAGCAUAAUACUUUGAAAUACUUAAUGUACAUCAUACUAUCAUGUAUAAUAUUGUCAUUUAAAGAAAUACUUUGAAAGCUGUAAAUUUUUAAACUAAAAUGCUGCAUCUACCGCCUUUAUAGUAAGCUUU